UUCGCCCGCUUCCGGUCGUCGUCGUCGUCGUCGUCGCCGCUGCUGCAGCUGCUGCUGCUGCUGCUACUGCUGCUGCUGAGGCUGCUGGCGGAGGCCGGAGGAACGGGCGGCGGCGGCGGCGGCGGCGGCUGAGAGGGCGGCGGCGGGAGCGGAGCGGGACGAGGGAGCGAGAGGAAGCGAGCGAGGAGCGAGCGGAGCGCGCCGAGCCCCGCCCGCCCUUCCGCCCGCCGGAGCAGCAGGAGCAGCCCGGGCCCCCAGCCGCCGCCGCCGCCCGCCCGCCUGCCCGCCUGCCCGCCCGCCGGACAAAGCCCGAGAGCCCGCGCCCAGAGCCAUGUCCUCGUCCGCCGGCAGCGGCCACCAGCCCAGCCAGAGCCGCGCCAUCCCCACCCGCACCGUGCCCAUCAGCGACGCCGCGCAGCUACCUCAUGACUAUUGCACCACGCCCGGGGGGACGCUCUUUUCCACCACGCCGGGAGGAACUCGAAUCAUUUAUGAUCGAAAGUUUCUGUUGGAUCGUCGCAACUCUCCCAUGGCUCAGACCCCGCCCUGCCAUCUGCCCAAUAUCCCAGGAGUCACCAGCCCCAGCACCUUAAUUGAAGACUCCAAAAUAGAAGUAAACAAUUUGAACAACUUGAACAAUCAUGACAGGAAGCAUGCAGUUGGAGAUGAUGCUCAGUUUGAGAUGGACAUCUGACUGUCCUGCGAGGAUCAGAAGAAAAGCAGCAACACUGAUACACGGCAGCAUGAGUGUCCUCACAGCAUGGCAGCUGGCUCCCCCUGAGCAAGUGAUCCCAGAGAAAGAGGGCAAGGAGGAAUCUGCAGUGCCUUUUAUGACAGUCUCCGAAAGCACACGUCAUCACGCCUUCGUAUUCCGUUCCUUAGAAGCAAGCCACUAAGCCAGCCUACGCUCAAGGGGAGGGGAGUUACACCCCACCUACUGCAUGGAGCGGUAUCAAAGAAUUUUGGGUAUACUUUAAAACCACCUCACCCCCAAUAGAGGAUGAAACCAGGUCAACAAGAGGGGGUAGGUUUAAAGUAGAUGAUAUACUGAGAGAGGUGUCGUUACUGAAAACAGUUCUCUUAAGACGUGCAUCGACAAACAGAUGAAAAACGGAUUCUCUCCCCAUGGCUACUGCCAGUUUUAAGAGGGGAGGCAAGAAAUGGCAAUUCCCAGGAGAAUGUAUCUAUACAUUUGCCUGGUGUAUACUACCAGCAGCCCAAGGUUGCUUCUUUGUAAGUCCUUGGCUUGGUAUCUAAGACUCAAUACUGCUUGCUCGCUCUCUCCUUUAGCCAGGAAUUGACAAAGGGAAUUGGAUCCUUCUAGUUGAGCCACUCAAAUGGACUUAAUUGGAGUCAGGGUUGUUAAGCAAAGGGAGCAAACUUGAAUUACAUUUUGGGUUACGGGGCUGAGGAAAGCUAACCGUUCCGAUUCAGGGUGACAUAGCUGAGAGCAUCCAGAAGCCAGGUCCCCACCAGAGUCGAUGCUUGGCACCUGCUCUCACAAACCACACCAGCUGAAGCAAACUUGGGCCAGGUCUCUCACUCAAGAAGCCACUUCUCAAUAAGUAGGGAACAUCUGGGAAUUUAAAAUGUCUGUCUGUGCUUUAUUGUUCUUUAAAUCCACUGCAGGUUAACUGCGUGCCCACCUCAUCCUGGGCUUCCUGAUGGAAACGGGUUCUUAAAGAGAACCAAUGCUGUCUUCACCCUGAAGAAAAACUUAGAUGAAGCUUGUCAGUUCAACACGUGUUUAGUGAAUGUCUGCUAUGUGUUUCUGGCACCCGUGCCAAGUUUUUAGAGAUUUCAGACAUCUUAAGGAUGCAAAUUCUUGUUUGGAUUUAUGCUCCAACUCUUCCCAGCAUUUUCUUAUCUAUAGACCUGCUUGCUUUAGAGUAUACUUGAAUAAAAAAGCAUUGCUGCGGAGGCAGCUAUAAAAAAAAAAAAAGGUACUUCUUCCAGAAUUAAGGAACUCAUCUUUAAAGCACCUUCAAAUGAAUUUUUUUCCAUCUGAUUUUGAGGUGGAGUCAAAAUAGGUGGUCUUUUAUUUUUGCUGUUUGGGUUACCAGCUCUUUGGGUCUGUCAGACCUUAGGCGUAUCACAUAUCUUGGCUGCUUGAAGCCUGGGCCCGCAGCCCUUUACAUUCCCCUCCAGACGGGAGGCCCAGUGCUUUUCUCUCUGGGUCAAAACUUUCCCUUAUCAUGUUUCUGGACUACAUGAUAAGGGGAGCUAUUUAUUAAUCUGCGAAACCCAAUCUCUUACCUGCCCAUGACAUCUAGGAGGGGGUAGUAUUUGUUUUAAAGAAGCGUUGUUUCCUUGGGAGGGCAAUUUCUGUCUGGACUUUGAAGGGGGCAUAGUUACCACACAUAACUAUCCCCACCACCACCACGUUCUUUACCUCUGUCCCAGCUUUUAAUAAAAGAUGACAUCA
This is a messenger RNA of Eubalaena glacialis (North Atlantic right whale), 2425 nucleotides long. RefSeq names its product eukaryotic translation initiation factor 4E binding protein 2 (gene EIF4EBP2). Gene Ontology annotation, biological process: negative regulation of translational initiation. Lineage: Eukaryota; Metazoa; Chordata; Mammalia; Artiodactyla; Balaenidae. Gene Ontology annotation, molecular function: eukaryotic initiation factor 4E binding. Gene Ontology annotation, cellular component: cytoplasm. The record is from RefSeq and is a predicted model, not a curated record. The coding region runs from base 332 to 694 and encodes 120 amino acids. The transcript is spliced from 4 exons.